Messenger RNA from Cryptotermes secundus, 4600 nucleotides. It is a transcript of the gene RhoGAPp190, whose product is annotated as rho GTPase-activating protein 190. The transcript is spliced from 19 exons. Gene Ontology annotation, molecular function: GTPase activity; GTP binding. The record is from RefSeq and is a predicted model, not a curated record. Lineage: Eukaryota; Metazoa; Arthropoda; Insecta; Blattodea; Kalotermitidae. Bases 421 to 3657 code for a protein of 1078 amino acids.
GGAAGGGGAGCUUUGGGUUUUCUUGUGUCCAGCAUUCAUUUGUUCCAUAGAUUUGCAUUCCGAUAUGCUGUGACCGUAUUGUUGCAUAUGUGGUUGAAAGUGUGAGAGGAUUUGUUACUAAAUUCUUCACACGAGAACAGCUCACUCGUAUAAUUUUCUCCCGCAUUGAUGAUACAAACAGGAAUAUUUCAAGUUCCAAUAUGGCGCGAAGCGAGAAUGGGUUGUGGUGCAGUGGGUAUUCGAUGUACUUGUCAAAUGUGUAAUCUUCAUUAUGUGAGUGCUACCCGAUUGAAUACUUACAACUGUUUUCAUGUAUUUAUGGGCACUGGUGUUGUGAGUUUAUUAACAGAGACAUCCAAUUGAUACAUAAAUUAGUCAGAUGCAUUUUUCAUAGAAAAAUGGCAUGAAAUGGAUUGAAAUAUGGCGAGAAAGAAUGGUAAAAUGCGUUCAUUCAAUGUGGCUGUGGUGGGGCUGUCAGGCACUGAAAAGGAUAAGGGCCAAGCAGGGGUUGGAAAGUCCUGCCUCUGUAAUCGGUUCAUGGCAGCCCUCGCUGAUGACUACAGUGUGGAUCACAUAUCUGUUCUAAGUCAGACCGAUUUCAGUGGCAGGGUUGUAAAUAAUGACCACUUUCUUUAUUGGGGUGAAGUAACAAAGACAUCAGAAGAUGGUAUAGAUUUCCUAUUCCAAGUAAUAGAGCAAACAGAGUUUAUAGAUGACGCAACCUUUCAGCCUUUUAAAGGUAGUAAAAUGGAACCGUAUGCAAAAAGAUGUAGUGCAACAAAGAUUACUUCUGCAGAAAAACUAAUGUACAUUUGUAAAAAUCAGCUUGGCAUUGAAAGAGAAUAUGAACAGAAACUUUUACCAGAUGGGAAGAUAAACAUUGAUGGAUUUCUGUGUGUUUUCGAUGUCAGUUCGGUACCUUCUAGAACUAUAGAGAAGCAGGUAGAAGCAGUAUCUGGCAUACUGAAUAAUCUAAUGAAAACCAAGAAACCAAUUGUUCUUGUCACUACCAAAAAUGAUGAUGGAAAUGAAACAUAUGUGAAAGAAGCUGAGAAGCUAGUCAGUAAGAAAGAGUACAAAGGAGGAAUAAUGUUGGUGGAAACCUCAGCGCAUGAGAAUGUCAAUGUAGACAUAGCCUUCAUAGUGCUGGCUCAGCUGAUUGAUCGCACCAGAGGAAGGGCAAGGAUCUUACCAUACAUUGAAGCAGCAAGGGUGAGGAAAGAGAUUUUAGACCAGUCAACAGAAGCAUUGCAGUUGCUGAUACGUUCCCAGGUAUCUGAUUACAGAGCGACCUGGAGUCUGACAUCGAAGAAAUUAUUCCAGCAUAAAGAGUUCAUGCACUUUCUUGAAUUGUUUGGAAUGGACAGCUCGCAGAGAUUAUUUAAGAGACACGUGAAGAAGCUACAGGAUGAACAUUUUGCUAAGAAAAUUCAAGGUUAUAUGGAUAUGCUUCCUGACAUUCUUCAAGAGAUGUUUCCAGAUGUGACAGCACUUCGAGAUUUGGACUGGUCAUCAGUUCAGUUGCGUAUCAAAGAACACCCUGAUUUCAAUCAGUACUUCUAUGAGAGUCCUGAAGGUAUACCAUGGACAGAAUGUGAUUUUGAUGAAGGGAAUGAGACAAGAAUUCCAUAUGAUGUUCUGGAUACAAGUGAAGCAGAAAAGACUUAUAAAAGCCACGUUAGUGGUUUGCAGCAGGAACAGAAAAGACUGGAAUUACCUCAAAGGUGGAAAAAGCAGUUCAAACAACUUUUGGAAGAUACAGGUUAUGUAACUCCUGGAAAAGCUUUAUCAGAAGUUAGAGUUCUCUUCAUGGGCAGGGAAUGUUUUGAAGCAUUAUCAGAAAUGGACUGUCAACACAUUUAUGACCAGCAUCAGAAGGAAAUAAUAGAAAAGGCAAAACAUAAUUUUCAGGAAUUACUGCUGGAGCAUGCUGAUCUGUUCUAUCAUUUCAAAAGUAUUGCUCCAGAAGGUACAAUCACUCAGGAUGAUAUUAAGGAGAUAACCGAUGCUUUGCAAGAUGAUUCAAGGUACAAGGCGUUAGAUCGAAUAGACCAGGAUAGAAAACUGAUGCUGUUUCAACAUUUGGGAUUUGUUCAUUGUCCAAUAAGAGAACAUUGCCCAGCCUUUCCUAACUGCAUGGAUGCACUUAUUGAACGAAUACUACGCACAAGGGCUCACAGGCCUUCUUCAUGGAAUCAUAGCAGUCAGUGGCGAUUAAAUUCUGACAAUAAUCAGUUGAAUUUAGUUAUUUUAGGAAUUGAUGGUUUGGCAGAGGAAUUGGCGAGUGAAAUUCGGGUUCAGUGUGAUGAAGAUGAAUAUGAAUUAGAUUGUCAUCUAUAUACUCUUGACUAUAGAAUCAUUGAUGGAGAUGUCAGUUUACCAGAAAAUUCAUUUAAAGGGACAGACUUUUUGCCAAAUGGCUGCUUUUGUGUAUAUUCAAAUCCAGAAACAUUUGAGUAUGUGAGAGAUAGUCUUGAGAAAACAUUGCUGUCCAAUUUGGAACAGGAUGACAGAUUGCCUUUCCAAGGGUUGCCAAUUGUGAUCUUGUUUCUUCCUGAUCCAUCUGUCGAUGAAAGUGAGAUACUGAGGCUUCGUGAGGAGGGGCAGAGUUUGUCUGACAGUUUACAGUGUCCCUUCAUUGAUGUUUCACUGGAAGAUAUCAUAGCUCCUGGGCAGCGAUUCACACCACCCUUGAUAGCUGAAGCAAUGGGACAGCUCAUUCAAAGUAUUCAUCAUCGGGCUGUUUUUCUUAAUGUGUAUCAGUCAAUUUUGGAAUGCUCUGAACCAGAUAUCAGGAUUAUUAUGUGCAUGUUCUGUGGGGACCCAUAUUCUGUAGAAAAUGUUUUGGGUCCUUUACUAAGUCAUCAGUGUUGCUUUUUGAGUGGAGACCGCAGUAUCAUCCUAGAAACAUUCCUUGAUGACUCAAAAAGGAAGGUAGAAGUGAUCAUUUCAUCAUUCCAUGGUGCCAACGCUUUCCGAGAAGAAUUGGUGCAUGGAUUCAUAUUAGUAUAUUCAGCCAAGAGAAGAGCAUCACUCGCCACCCUGAAUGCAUUUUCGAUGAACAUUCCUAAUUUACCAAUCCAAGUGCUAGCAGUGACAGAUGCAGGAGGUGCAAAUGCUUUCUUCAGCAAUGACUUGAGUCACCUUCUUAUAACAGAAGGAAAUGCCACAGCAGAUCGUUUGAAAGCACAUUUCAUGACAUCUGUAUCAUCAGCUCAGCAGAAAACUGCAUUUUACACACCUUUCUUCAAAGAAGUGUGGGAGAAAAAACCAGAAAUAGAGCAAGCGUUUCACAUGGAAGAGCCUAUUAGUUUUAAUACUUCUGGUGAGAGUACACUGGAAAUGCCUCCACGACAACCACGGCCACCUCCAAGACAUGAAAGUUAUCAUAUUAAACCAGGAUCAAAUGAAGGGAGUGGAUCAGAAAUUUAUGAGAUCCAGCCAAAUGAUGGCCUUUUGGAUGACAUGACAGAACUGCUAACAGCAACAAUUCCUGAAGACAGGCUAACCAGCUCUAGUGAUGAGAGUUACAUCUACUCUGAUGUGGAACUCAAUGGUGAUGACAAUAGUGAACCACUAGUCAAACAAAAUGAAAUAAAAAUCAAUGACAGGUUGCACCAUGUAAAGAGAGGACGCAGAAGGCGGAUCAGGAAUUAAGGAAGAGGGUAUUGAAGAGCAACCAAAUAUAUUCUGGGAGCAGUUAAAUUUGAAUGACUGCUUGCUUGCUGUUAUUCAUGGAGACCUAACUUAGGAUGAACCUGGGAAGCUCUGCUGAUUAAAUCUUUAUGCUAGUCCCACAAAAGAAGCCAUAUGAAUAGGGCCCCUUUUAAAUAUUCUCAAGUAUUCUUCAUGCCAUUGAUUACCCCAGUUUUCAUACUCUAAUGCUUGGACAUUUUUGUCCUACAGUUUGUAUUAAAUAUAUGAGGUCUUUGAUACACCUUUGCUAUGAUCUGAGUAGAAAUAGUCAUAACCAGUAAGUUUAUUUAAGAUGUGUAUGAUGUACAUAAAAAUUAGGGUUCAGAAGAGUAUCGUUUUAUUAGUGAGACAGAUUUUUGUAUUUCCGUUCAGUUACUAGAUUUAUAUAAGUUCAGUGUUUCUUACACUUCACAGAAGUGUGGGGUUUAGCUGGGAUUAUCAGAAGUGUGCUGUAUUUAAGUGGUGUUUAAGAGUCAGGAAUUACACAUUGAGGUGGGUGCUAAUGAAUGUUUUGCACAGAACCAGGUACUGUUACACAUAAACUCUUACUGAUGCAGUAAUGCACACAAAAUUAAAUUAUUGACAGUCCUGGCUGUAGCAUUAGUGUACACAGUAUGUGUUAGCUGGUUAUGGCCAAAAAUUGCCAACAGUAUAGAAUUUAGAGGAAUGUGUUCUCAUCCCAACACUAGAUGGAAUAAAAAAGAGCCGUGCUAAAAUAAUGUAAAUGUUUGUAGAAAUGUCUUAUCCUGCAAAUAGCAUAGGUGCACACAACCAUUAUUAUAUCUUCCCCAAGUCAACUCCUUUGGAUGCUGUAGAAUCUUUGCUGCUUUAGGCUGGGGCCACACGAGUGCACAAAAUGCAUCUGUUGUAACGAACGUCGUGACAUCCGUUGUAGAUAUAAAUA